Ogataea angusta is the source of this 873-nucleotide messenger RNA. RefSeq lists its product as uncharacterized. Gene Ontology annotation, molecular function: oxidoreductase activity, acting on NAD(P)H, oxygen as acceptor. The transcript has a single exon. NCBI's taxonomy places the organism in Eukaryota, Fungi, Ascomycota, Pichiomycetes, Pichiales, Pichiaceae. The coding region runs from base 1 to 873 and encodes 290 amino acids. Gene Ontology annotation, cellular component: intracellular anatomical structure. The record is from RefSeq and is a predicted model, not a curated record.
AUGACCCAAGACGAGAUCGUCACCUCUCUGAUCCACGCCAAUGACCCUACGCCGCUGCCUAAACCGGCUCCGGCCCAUAUCAUGGACAGGAGCAUCAUGGAUCUCUUCUCGCUCAAGGGCAAGGUCUGCGUGGUGACCGGUGCCGCUAGAGAGAACGGAAUCGGCUACGCGGCCGCCCAGGCGUACUGCGAGGCCGGGUGCGACGUUCUGUGCAUCUGGGACUACUCCGACGCGACCGAGACUUGCGAGAAGCUCGCGCUCAAGUACGGAACCAAAACUAAGGCCUACAGAGUGAACGUGGCGUCGUCCAAAAACGUGGCCGAGACCACAAACGCCGUGGUGGAAGAGUUCGGCCGAAUCGACGUGUUUGUCGCCAACGCCGGCGUUGUCUGGGAGACCGGCUCGAUUCUGGAGGACAUCAACGACGACGACAAGAGCUGGCACCGCGUGGUCGACGUCGACCUGAAUGGAGUGUACUACUGCGCCAAGAACAUCGGCAAGGUGUUCAAGAAGCAGCGGUCCGGCUCGCUCGUCAUCACCGCGUCGAUGUCGGGCAUGAUCGUCAACGUGCCCAACUACCAGAUGCCGUACAACGCUGCCAAGGCCGGCUGCAUCCACAUGGCCAAGUCGCUCGGUGUCGAGUUUUCCGCCUUCAACGCCAGAGUCAACUGCGUGUGUCCGGGCUACAUGGACACCGGACUCUCCGACUUCCUCGACAAGAAGAUCCUCAAUGCGUGGUACCAGAUGAGUCCUAUGGGCAGACAGGGUGUUGCGAAGGAGCUAGCUGGUGCGUACCUUUAUCUGGCUUCCGACGCGUCCAGCUUCACGACCGGCUCUGCGAUGGUGUGCGACGGCGGGUUCACGUGUCCAUGA